This is a messenger RNA of Vollenhovia emeryi, 2930 nucleotides long. Its product is annotated as sodium-independent sulfate anion transporter-like. Gene Ontology annotation, molecular function: sulfate transmembrane transporter activity. NCBI's taxonomy places the organism in Eukaryota, Metazoa, Arthropoda, Insecta, Hymenoptera, Formicidae. The coding region runs from base 621 to 2426 and encodes 601 amino acids. The record is from RefSeq and is a predicted model, not a curated record. Gene Ontology annotation, biological process: transmembrane transport. The transcript is spliced from 9 exons. Gene Ontology annotation, cellular component: membrane.
GAGGAAGGAGUAAACGCAUGCGUUAACACGUGAAUACGCCGUGUGGACCGCGAAGAGGCGAAGAGGUGCGCGCAGUCGAACAAGCGUGUGAAAAACGGUUGUAUAAGUAACUGGUGCGGCUAUCAGAGAGCAAUCGUAAUAUCUGAAUUAACGAGGCAGUACAGCGCGUGACAGAAUUUUCAAUUAAACAAAAAAAAUUCACGCUGCAUUCGCGAUCGGUCGGAUUCCUCGGAAAGAAAAUGUCCGUUGAUUUUACUCUUGACGGACAGACUUAACAUUUACCCUUUUCGUGUGCCCUUCCGAUAAAGUGGCCAUUGAUAAGAGAAACUAUGCAUGUUCCUUUAUGGUAAUUGUGCGUGAUAAUUAUCUCAUAAAAAACGUGUUUUGCAAAGAGUGAGAGCCCGAUAUCUCUGGAACGUUAAAUAGGUACACUCUGAGACUGACAUAUCUGCGAUCAUCUUGACGGGACCUUCCGUUUGGUACCUACUUUGUGACCAAAAUCGAAUGCGAAAAAAAUGGGGCCGAUCUUGUUCUUACUCUUUCUGUGUAAUUAAUAAGAUCUCUUACGGCGACUCUUAUUGGGACGUUUAAAAGGACACUAGUACAGUCGGUGGAUAACAAUGGCCAUAGCUAAUUUCAAAAGAAUGAUUAAGGAUAGAAUUCCCAUUUUAAAAUGGUUACCGCGGUAUAAACUAACGGAUGCACUGGGUGAUCUUGUUGCAGGCUUCACCGUAGGAUUGACCUUGAUACCUCAAGCGAUAGCUUACGCGGGUUUAGCGGGCUUGGAGCCGCAAUAUGGACUUUACAGCGCGUUCGCGGGAAGUUUCGUGUAUAUCUUUUUGGGCACGUGUCGAGAAGUCAACAUCGGUCCGACGGCGCUUAUAUCUUUACUGACUUGGACAUACGCAAGUGGAAUUCCCGAGUACGCGGCCUUGCUUUGCUUCUUGUCCGGGUGCAUCACGAUAUCACUCGGCAUUCUGCGCUUGGGGUUUCUGAUCGAAUUCAUAUCGAUACCGGUGGUGUCCGGGUUCACGUCAGCCGCGAGCGUCGUCAUCGCUUGCAGUCAGAUAAAGAAUCUGCUGGGCCUGAAUAUCCACGGCGAGAGCUUCGUCGAGAUUUGGAUGGAAUUGGUGCGCCACAUCGCCGACACAAAAAUACCGGAUUUGAUUUUAUCAUGCUGCUGCAUCCUGACUUUACUGUUCCUGAAGGUGCACCGGUUGAACUGUAUUCGGGGCAGAAACCGGCUGCGAUUGAUCGCGUCGGUUUAUCCUUCUUUUCUUUUGCAGUACUUGAAAGACAGAGAGGUCGCCGAUACCAAGCUGAGAAGGUUCCUCUGGACGAUCGGCACGGCUAGGAACGCCCUCGUGGUCGUCCUCUGCGCGGUUGCGUCUUACAUCUUCGAAACGCGCGGCGGGGCGCCGUACGUUCUCACGGGUCACAUCAACGCUGGCCUCCCGACCGUCGAACCACCCUCGUUUUCGAGAACGGUCGGCAACCAGACUGAGACUUUCAUCGAUAUGACGAAGAACCUCAAGUUUGGCCUCUUGGUCAUACCGCUCAUCUCUAUUAUCGGAAACGUCGCCAUCGCAAAGGCUUUUUCGCACGGCAUGCCGUUGGACGCCACGCAGGAAAUGCUGACCCUCGGACUGUGUAACGUGGUCGGCUCGUUCUUUCAGUCGAUGCCCGUUACAGGAUCCUUCUCGAGAAGCGCAGUGAAUAACGCUUCCGGCGUCAGGACACCUCUAGGUGGCAUCUACACGGGUAUUCUAGUCAUACUUUCGCUAAGUUUGCUGACUCCGUACUUUUAUUACAUCCCGAAGGCGACACUGAGCGCUGUCAUAAUUAGCGCGGUGAUAUUCAUGGUAGAAAUUGGUAUGGUACUUCCAAUCUGGAGGUGCAGCAAACGUGACCUAAUACCGGCGUUUAUCACGUUCCUCGCUUGUUUAUUCGUCGGAGUCGAGAUGGGUAUUUUGAUAGGUACGAUAUUCGACCUGGCAGUAUUGAUUUACCUCAAUGCACGGCCGACGAUAAAUAUCGAACGUAGAAAUAUCUCGACAAUCGAUUACUUUUUAGUCCGGCCUACCGCUGGAAUUUUGUUCCCCGCGGUGGAUCACUUGAGGGCGUAUCUGACGAAAAAUCCCGGCAUGAAUGUCGUGUUGGAUUGUGAACAUAUUGACAAAAUAGACUUCACUGCCGCACAGAGUAUUAAUAUGACGGUAGAGGACUUCAGGAAAAACAAUUGUCAAUUAAUAAUGCUGCGACCGAAUCCUGAUAUUUUAACGAGUAUACAAUCGCUAUCCGACAAGCAAGUCUUGAUGGCGAGAAACGAAAUCGAUCUAAUCGCAAUUUUAGGGGAAUCCAGAGGCACGACGCGGGAUGACACGAUCGUCUCUAAAACGAAUGAACGGACCUCUACAUGGCUGUGAUAUACGGUAUACCUUAAGUAUUUUAUAAACGUGCGCGCGUAAAAAAUGAAAUGUAUUAAUUAAAUAAGUUUGUAUUAUAUAUAUUUUACGUGUGACUGUUUCUAUACUAGUGUUGUUACCAAAUUCACACAAAAGAUGCUAGGAUAUUAGAAUUUUCGUCUUGAAAUGUCUGUCAUUUCUGUUAUUACGCGAAACAUAGGACAAUUAUAAUAUACAUCUAUAAACACAUAUAUAAUAAAUUAUAUUGUUAAUACUAAAGUUAAAAGGCACAACAAAUAAAUGUUUAAAAUAUGUUUGUUAUUUUUAACUAUUAUCUGAAAAUAAAUAUAAAACGUAUCUGGUUAAAUAUUUUUAUAAACAUUUGAUUGCAUAUUCUUUGUUAGAUGCCUCAUCUUGAUGAACUUGGAAUUUGUAUGCUCUGAAAGUAACUUAAAACAAAUAGAGAUUUAUUAAGGGAUUGACCAUGUGACGUAAAUUAACAAAUGUAUUAUAGAAUUAUCAAAA